AUGUCAACUCCACCUCGAGAAACUAUUCAAAAGCAAAUACAACAGGACUGGGCGAAUAGGGAAUACAUUGAAGUUAUUACAGGAAGCAUCAAGAAAAUUACGGAUUUCCUCAACUCGUUUGAUAUGUCAUGCAGGUCUCGGCUUGCUACUUUAAAUGAAAAAUUAACAUCAUUAGAAAGGAAGAUUGAUUAUUUAGAAGCAUGUGUGACCAAAGGAGAAACUUUGACAUAA
This is a messenger RNA of Pieris macdunnoughi, 231 nucleotides long. The record is from the annotation of a GenBank genome assembly. Lineage: Eukaryota; Metazoa; Arthropoda; Insecta; Lepidoptera; Pieridae.